Halichondria panicea is the source of this 4193-nucleotide messenger RNA. Its product is annotated as ubiquitin carboxyl-terminal hydrolase CYLD-like. The coding region runs from base 40 to 3396 and encodes 1118 amino acids. Gene Ontology annotation, biological process: protein phosphorylation; protein K63-linked deubiquitination. The transcript has 12 exons. NCBI's taxonomy places the organism in Eukaryota, Metazoa, Porifera, Demospongiae, Suberitida, Halichondriidae. The record is from RefSeq and is a predicted model, not a curated record. Gene Ontology annotation, molecular function: ATP binding; cysteine-type deubiquitinase activity; protein kinase activity. Gene Ontology annotation, cellular component: cytosol.
UUAAUUACCACAUCAGAGUUGGUUCAGAGAUUGCAGAUCAUGGCCAAAAUGGCAGACUACCUGUACAUUCUAAUGAAGGAUGUGUAUGGAGAGAAGGCUCCAGUGAAGAUCAUGUCUGUCAGUAUAGGCAGUCCAAAACCUGUUCAAGUGUUACGAGGUGAACUGCUUGCUCUAAUUCACCAUAGAGAGUUGGUACAGCGCUAUGAAGGAAGACCACCUCACAACUAUCGCUCUACGAAAGACACCAGUGUCACACUGUAUGGUGGUGAAGACGAUGAGUAUGUGUCUCCACUUGGCAGAGAUCUACAGCUUUUGGAAGCUAUUGAAAGGCCUUCCGAUCGAUAUGCUGUGUUCUCUGAGGACAGUAAGCUGGAAUGGGGUGGCAGACUGAAGAAAUGUGACCAGGUCUAUGUGAGGCUCCCCACACCUGCACCCACCUGGUCUGCUGGUGCAGUGAGAUAUGUUGGACCUGUGGAGUCAUUAUCAGGGAGGAACUUUGGAGUGGAGAUUACAACUACUUGUCUACAGGAUUCUCGUUACCUUGGAAAAGGUAGCAGUGAUGGUUUCUUUGGGGGAUGCAAAUAUUUUGACUGUGAUCAAGACUGCGGUCUCUUUGUGUCUCUGGAUAAGCUUGCUGCUAAACCACCUCACCAAGUGCCCCAUGGCUCCACACGUCAGCAGCUAAAGAGCUCUUCUCCAUCAGGGGUCAACUCUUCUACCCACGGGUCACCUAUCGAUAAGCCCCCUACACAUAUGUUCAAGAUCAACGAUCGUGUGGUGGUCUACAACAGGAAGAAAGAACCCAUGGGUGGAACUGUUCGCUGGAUUGGUAGGGAUUUACAGACUAGAACACUGGAUACCAACCAUAUCGGCAUUGAAACAGACUCAAUUGCUGUCACUAAUUUCUUCCCUAAAGCACUGACAGCAAUAGCUGUCACUAAUUUCUUCCCUAAAGCACUGACAGCAAUAACUCACUUGUUCAAGGCUAAAUCUGGUUACCGUUUAGUACUCCCUGAGCAUUUUGUGUUUAGAGAAGAGUUGGCCAACACUCGAGAUGUUGACCUUUCAGACCCAGCAGCUGUUGCACGUGAGGAAGGCUUGAGUAAGGGACAGUUUAUGGCAGCGCAGAAGAAAGCUUUGAAGGAUGCUGAAGAGGCUAAAAGAAAGGAGAACAGAAAGAAAACUGCAAAUGUACAACCUAAUAUGAAACGAGUGACGAAUCAUACCCAUGUGGCACCACAAAACACUGGGGAUGCAGACUAUAUUAACAUUGAAGCAGUAGAGCAGCAUGCACAGAGUCGACAAAACGACCAACCGAAUCAACCAUCUCAGUUAAACGAUUACGAUUCCUCGAGAAGCUCCAACUUCUACAAUCUGGCAGUGGGUUCAACUGUUCAAGUGGCAACUAUAAAUCCCAACGAGCCACCACACUAUGGAGUGAUCAGGUGGACUGGCAGAGUAGCUGGAGUAGAUGGUCAGGUGGCUGGGAUUGAACUAGAGGACUAUAUGGACGGAUGUACUGAUGGAACAUUCACAACCACAGGAGAGAAGUAUUUCACCUGUACCUUUGGUCAUGGACUGUAUUUCCCACUGGCUAACCUCCGUCCUGACGAAAGGUUUGGAUUACAAGCUGGACAUGCUGCAUCAUCAGUAGGGAAUCCUAUAAAAGUCCCAAUGGAAGAGCAAACAGACCAAUUCAUUAAUGACCCCACUGAGCAAAUGUUGAGAUACAUUGGAAACAGCCGUGGUAUCCAGGGUCACCAGAACUCCUGCUACCUGGACUCCACCAUCUUUGGUCUGUUUGCCCUCAGUGAUGUCUUUGACACCAUCUUCCUGGACCCAGACAAAUCCAAUAUCACCAGCGAUCAGAACAGGAAACGUGUUGCCCACCUACUGUGGAAGGGAAGAAUCGUCAAUCCUCUCAGAAAGAAUGGUGUGGUGAGGUUUGAGUCAGUGAUGAAGAUGAGAAAUGCUCUGGAAGAACUCGGGAAGAUGGAGGGAAUCACUGAGAAGGAGAAAGAUCCUGAGGAGUUUCUGAACAUGCUCUUCAAACACGUGCUACACACGAGGCCAUUCAUCUCCAUCAGGCGUCCGUUUGGUGUGGAGGAAGAGUUUUUUGUUCAACUGUUUGUGGAAUACGACCCAAACCUCAGACCACCCACUGUGGGAGACCUACUCAGAAAAAUGUUCCUAGAGCAGCACAUCUCAUUCACAAAGGUUCCCUCAAAGCUUCUGCUUCAAGUUCCUCGGUUUGGAAGAGAGUUCCAAAUAUACAAGAAGAUUGUUCCUGAGCUGAAACUGGACAUCAGAGAGUUGACUGACGCCUACAAAAAAGCUCCAACUCCGGCCUGCCAUUCGUGUGGGGAGGAGUCAACUAUCCAGUGUGAGAGUUGUGGUCCUCUCAGUCAGCAGCAGUUCACCCACUACUGUCAGCGCUGCUCUGACCUCUUCCAUAGCAACCCCUCUCACAAGGACAGAGCUAAUCAUAGGCUAACUGUUGCCGUUGCUGCUACUCCAGCGGAUGAUCCCGAGCUGGCACAGUUGGACCUUCUCUCUGUGAUCUGCAUUGAGACCAGUCACUACGUCUGCUUCACUAGAGACCCAAGGGAUGACAUUGGGAAGAAGUGGAUCUUCUUUGACAGCAUGGCAGACAGGCAAUAUGACACGUACAACAUUCCACGUGUGACUGACUGCACUCGUGAGCUGAAUGAGUGGGUGUAUGAGGGAGACCAGGACAGGUUGAUCAACACACCACCAAGAGAGCUACCAGAGUUGGUCCGACGGUUCACUCAAGACAUCUACAUGUGUGUCUAUGUUCAGCCUGAUGUCGCCAUGUAUGGAGACGGUGCUGAAGAGGAUCAUCAACCACGUUCAGUCAGAGAGCCUUACUCAAUUAUCACUGAAUUGUCCAAACUUAUGGAGAGCAAAGAUGACAUCGUUGAGGAGCUCAAGCAAGAAAUCACUACUCUUCAGGCUAAGAACAGAAGUCUUCAACAGAGAAUCGAAACCAAUCAGGCCGAGCAAUCUCAACAUAUCCAACUAUUGGAAGCUGAAAAGGAACAGUUGUUGCAACAUUACAAUGAGCGAGAACGUACCACCUCUCAAGAAAUGGCUGAGAAAGAAGAGCAAAUGCAACAACAAAAGCAAAAUUCAGAUAAUGAAAAGCGCCAACUAGAAAAGCAGAAGCAACACCUUGAAUCUCAAUCACAGCGCUACCAACAGCAGGCUCAGGACAUGCAGCAACGAAGGCUAGAGGUGGCAGAAAGCCAAUCAAGUCAGUCAAAGUUUUCUGAGCUCCAAAUUCCGCGACUAGACCAAGACUCGUGGAAUGUACGAAGACAAGAAGUUGUAUUACAAGACAACCUAGGACAUGGUGCUUGGGGAUCAGUGUGUUAAGGGUUGUUCCGUGGUCAGCAAGUUGCAGUAAAGUGUGCACACACAAAAAUACUCCACAAAAACACGAUUGAUCUGCUUAAAAGAGAGAUUCGAAUCAUGGCUCAUGUUCAACACCCCAACCUGGUGCGACUGAUUGCUGCUGUAGUGGACGCUGGUGUGGAGAGAGGUACUGACUCACCUCUGCUUGUUCUGGAGUUCUUGGAUACUGACCUUCGAUCCGCUUACGAAAGGAAAAUUGUCAAUUUCCAAAAGGAUGCUUUGUUAUCGAUAUUUCGAAGGUGGCUUAUGCCCUCCACUACCUCCACGAGCAUCAAGAGCCCAUCAUCCACCGUGAUGUGAGUGCUCCCAACGUCCUCCUCCAGCAAAUACACCCAGGAGUUUGGAAGGCAAAACUAUCCGACUUUGGAUCAGCCAAUCUGGCUAAAAGCUGCAAGACAGCAGCUCCUGGUGCUAUUGUGUAUGCUGCCCCCGAAACCUUCCCACCAUCUAAUCUGGACGAUCCCCUUCCGAAACAAACUACAAAGAUUGAUGUGUACAGUUACGGCUACCUCCUAGCUGAGGCCAUUGCCAAGGAGAUGCCUUCCCCUGAGAACAGAAGAGCAAUACUAUUACGUAUCAAGAGUGAGUGGGAACAAGUGUACGAUAUCAUAGCAGCUUGCGUCGAGAGCCAACCAGACAAUAGACUAUCAAUGACCCAAGUACUUGAAAAACUCAAUAUGCUACCAUCUCAGUAACUAGAGUUUUUUGUUGUGUAUUUUGUAUUUUUACGCAUUUUUUGCAUGCACUAUGAAGAUCGA